AUGAUGGAGGAGUUGUGUGCUACGGUGAUGGAGGAGUUGUAUACUACCAUGAUGGAGGUGUUGUGUGCUACGGUGAUGGAGGAGUCGUGUACUACGGUGAUGGAGGAGUUGUGUGCUACCAUGAUGGAGGAGUUGUGUACGACGGUGAUGGAGGAGUUGUGUACUACGGUGAUGGAGGAGUUGUGUACUACGGUGAUGGAGGAGCCCCAGCCUCAGUUACAGUCUCCACCCCUACCCCCGUCCCGAUCCCCGACCCCGCCCCAGCCUAAGCCCCAGCACCCGCCUUCGCCACAGCCGCUGCCCCCGCCCCUGUCACCGUCCCAGCCGUUGCCCCCGCCCCCGCCCCAGCCCUAG
Molecule: messenger RNA, 354 nt
Organism: Homarus americanus (American lobster)
Lineage: Eukaryota; Metazoa; Arthropoda; Malacostraca; Decapoda; Nephropidae
Product: chitin-binding lectin 1-like
Exons: 3
Coding region: 1-354 (117 amino acids)
Source: RefSeq, a predicted model, not a curated record